Messenger RNA from Malus domestica (apple), 1476 nucleotides. The record is from RefSeq and is a predicted model, not a curated record. Lineage: Eukaryota; Viridiplantae; Streptophyta; Magnoliopsida; Rosales; Rosaceae.
AUGGAGCUCUUAGAUAAUGAAGAGCAGGAAUGGCAGGAAGAAGCUUCAACUAACCAGCAUGGAAGCAAGGAGGAAUCUUGCAAAGAAGAAUUGGAUAGGGCCAUUCAAAUGGCUGAAUGCAUAUAUGAUCUAGACGAGCCAGACGACCUGCCCGAGAGCCCGGAGUUGGUCGAAUUUUUGUGUGCAGAACCGGAUAAGCCACCACCAAAAGUCCAGGAUCCUCUGGAAUUUAUUGAUCUAGGCACAGAGGAGGAUCCGAGACCAAUACAGAUCAGUGGUUUAUUAGGGGUUGAUGAUCGGGCAAAGAUUAUUUGUCUUUUGCAAGAAUUCAAAGAUUGUUUUGCUUGGCAUUAUACCGAGAUGCCAGGGUUAGAUCCAACCUUGAGAGGUGUGGAAGUGGACAAGAACAAAUCUCGGGCAAUAAUGGAGUCACCUUCACCCACUAAUAAAGUACAACUCCAAAGGCUCCUAGGCAAAAUCAACUUUUUGAGGAGAUUCAUUGCCAAUUUAACGGGCAAGAUCCAGCCGCUGACUCCUCUACUAAGAUUGAAAGAUAAAGAGAAUUUCGAGUGGGGGCCGCCCCACCAACAGGCCUUUGACAGCAUCAAGGCCUAUUUAACUUCGCCACCAGUGCUGGUGCCACCUCAAAGGGGAAAGCCUUUAAAGCUAUAUAUUUCUGCUUCGGAAAGAUCAAUCGGGAGUUUGUUAGCCCAAAAUAAUGAAGGCGGGAAAGAGCAGGCCAUAUAUUACCUCAUCAGAAUUCUGACCAAGGUAGAGACAAGAUAUUCUCCAGUAGAGAGAUUAUGUUUGGCUCUAUAUUUUACUGCCAGUAAGCUAAGGCAUUAUAUGUUGCCCUGUCACGUGCACAUCAUCGCCAAAACAAAUGUGAUCAAGUACAUGUUGUCAAAGCCAAUGCUAACAGGAAGAAUUGGGAAGUGGAUUCUAGCACUAUCAGAAUUCAGUUUUCAAUAUGUACCCCAAAGGGCAGUCAAAGGCCAGGCAAUUGCUGACUUCCUGACUGAGCAUCAAGAAUCUCAAAGUGAGGUAAUCAAUGUCCCGGGGAGCUUGGAGGUUACUAGCGUUUGGAUCCCACCAAGAGAAGAUGUUUCAGGCAAAGAAGAUUGGGUCCAACAAGAGAUAAGAAGAGUAACGGGUCUCUGGAUCACUCCUUGGAAGCUGUAUUUCGAUGGAUUCCACACUCAGAGGGCUGCAGGGGCUGGGAUUGUGAUUGUAAAUCCUCAGGGGGUUUAUCAUUAUUACUCAUUUCUUCUAGAUUACCAAGAAAAUACUAAUAAUCGGGCAGAAUAUGAGGCCCUGAUUAUUGGUCUGGAAAUCCUGAUGGAUUUGGGGGCAGCAGAAGUAGAGAUCUUUGGUGAUUCAGAGUUAGUAAUAAACCAGCUGAAUGGUGAGUUCAAGUGCAGACAUAUCACUAUGGCGGGGUAUUACAUGACAGCAACGCAAUUAUUGAGUUUCUAG